AUCAUCAACGCUAUCGAUACAAUCGAUAUUGAAAAAGCAGCGGGUUUUCAUAAUCAAUGAAUGUUGCACGACAUACAAAAAUGUAUCGACAAAGAACUUGGAAUUAUUUCUAUUCUUAUUUUUCAAGGAGAUGUUCGACAUUAGAACAACUGAAAGAUCAUUCCAUUCUUGACCGAUUAACGAAAUCAAGCGAAGAUGUUGCUUCUUUUAUCCGUUUCAAUCGGAUUAUUCAGCCGAUUGACAUUGAACGUUUUCGUGAACUUGUUGCUGAUUCAAAAGAAACGGAAUUAAAAAUUCGGCUAAUAUGCUGUGAAUAUGAAUAUCUUUGCCGUUUAAACUCUCGUACACCUUCAAAAAUAUCAAUUGAAAAUAUGAAAAUUAUGCUUAACAUGAAAUCUUCAGAACAACGUCAAAUUUUAUUGGUCAAAUCUUAUUUUCGGGAAACGGUGAAAAUGCGUUCCAAAGCUAAAAAAUUGAUCAGAAGAAAAUUAAAGGAACAACAAUCUACGUCCGAAUUAUCAACCGAUCUAACAGGAAUUUUCGAUUCCUCACAUAAUGACGCCCAAAUUCGUUAUGGCUUGUGGAAAAAUUGUCUGUUCAGUCGAUUUACCAAAAGUCCCCGAUUGAUAUUACAAUCUGGAAUAAAUUCACAACUAUGGGGUCCAACAUUAGCCUUUGAUUGGCACCUACCCGAACAAGUUCUAAUAGAAAACAAUAGCGAAAAAAAGUUUAUUGCAAAUCGAGAACAAAACAUCAAAAAGUUAGCUGAUUCAAUAUUCACUAUCUGCAACCAUAAUCUUAAAUCCUUCCAAUCAUCCUUUAACGUGGUACAUUUGAAUUUGACCAAAGAUCUACCAAUACGAAUUCUUCCAUAUCUUCAGAAAUCGUUAGAACAAUCAUUAUUAGAUCGUACAUUUUUCAAUUAUAACCACAAUUCUUAUCAAACAUUUUUCGGUGAUAAAAUAGUCUUCUAUAUCGAUCCUUAUGCAUCAAAAAUUUUGACGAACGAAGAUUUAAAGAUACAACAAGAUUUGAUUUUUAUAUUUAAUCCUUACUCAGAACUAAAGGGUUUGAAAUUGAAAUUUAUUGAAAAUAUGUUCGAAUAUAAGAAAAAUGAAUCGAAUGGUGAUGAUAGGAUACGAUUUCGGCGAUUGCCCUUACACGAUCUGGUUGUAGCUCCAAAACAAAGAUAUUUAAUUCUAUCAUUUUAUAUUGAAUGCUUAAGACAAGUUAUUUUCGAUCAGAUCGAUUGGAUUGAAGCUUUGUACAAAAAUGUUCCGAAGAAAUAUUACAAAUAA
Messenger RNA from Dermatophagoides farinae (American house dust mite), 1298 nucleotides. RefSeq lists its product as uncharacterized. The record is from RefSeq and is a predicted model, not a curated record. Lineage: Eukaryota; Metazoa; Arthropoda; Arachnida; Sarcoptiformes; Pyroglyphidae.